This is a messenger RNA of Gracilinanus agilis (Agile Gracile Mouse Opossum), 4345 nucleotides long. RefSeq names its product integrin subunit beta 5 (gene ITGB5). Gene Ontology annotation, molecular function: integrin binding. Bases 166 to 2568 code for a protein of 800 amino acids. Gene Ontology annotation, cellular component: integrin complex; cell surface; focal adhesion. NCBI's taxonomy places the organism in Eukaryota, Metazoa, Chordata, Mammalia, Didelphimorphia, Didelphidae. Gene Ontology annotation, biological process: cell migration; integrin-mediated signaling pathway; cell-matrix adhesion. The transcript is spliced from 18 exons. The record is from RefSeq and is a predicted model, not a curated record.
UUCCGCGGGCAAGCGUAGCUUGGCUCUUCAGCUCCUGGGGUGAGAGCGCGUCCGGGGCUUUCAGCGUGGUUGGCGUCUCCUCACUGGAUCCAUCCCUAGCCUAGCUUAGCCCAGUCGGGCCCCGGGAGCCGGGAGCCCCGGAUCGGCUCCCUCACACCCCUCACCAUGUUCCGAAGGCUGUGGUCUCUUUCCUCCUGCCUCCUAGUGUUCUGCACCCUCUUGCCCCAGAGCCUAGGUCUCAACAUCUGUACAAGUGGGAGUGCCACCUCCUGUGAAGAGUGUCUGCUCAUCAACCCAAAAUGUGCUUGGUGUUCCAAAGAGGAUUUUGGUAACCAGAGGUCAGUCACAUCCCGGUGUGAUCUGAAGGCAAAUCUCCUCAAACUCGGUUGUGGAGGGGAACUGGAGAGCCCAGAUAGCAGCAUCACCGUCCUGAAAAACCUUCCUCUGAGCAUCAAGGGCUCCAGCCCUUCCAAUGCAGACGUCAUUCAGAUGACGCCCCAGAAGAUCUCCAUGAAUCUUCGGCCUGGUGACAAGACCCCUUUCCGAGUCCAAGUGCGACAGGUGGAGGAUUACCCCGUGGACCUAUACUAUUUGAUGGACCUUUCCCUGUCCAUGAAGGAUGAUUUAGACACCAUUCGCAAUCUGGGCACCAAGCUGGCUGAGGAGAUGAGGAAGCUCACCAGCAAUUUCCGUUUGGGUUUUGGCUCUUUCGUAGACAAAAACAUCUCCCCCUUUUCCUACACUGCACCGAGAUACCAAACCAAUCCAUGCAUUGGCUACAAUAGGUUUCCCUAUGCCAUACCAAGGUCCAGAGGUCAUAUACACCUUCUUGGGGCUCCAGAGAGAAUGGAGCACUUUCCCAAACCGGUAAAGAAGAAGACUAUGUCUAGGCAGAGAAGGACUCCGAUAGGCUCAGGCAUUCUCAUUUGUCUUUUCUCUCUACAGGAGAAGAUUGGUUGGCGGAAGGAAGCUCUGCACUUGUUGGUGUUCACGUCAGAUGAUGUGCCACACAUUGCCCUGGAUGGCAAACUGGGAGGUCUGGUGCAGCCACAUGAUGGGCAAUGCCAUCUGAAUGAGGCCAAUGAAUAUACUGCAUCCAAACAGAUGGACUAUCCAUCGCUUGCACUUCUUGGAGAGAAAUUGGCAGAAAACAACAUCCACCUGAUAUUUGCAGUGACAAAGAACCAUUACAUGCUCUACAAGAAUUUUACAGCAUUAAUACCUGGAACUACUGUGGAGAUUCUACAUGCUGACUCCAGAAAUAUCAUCCAGUUGAUUGUGAACGCAUACAAUAGUAUCAGAUCCAAAGUAGAGCUGUCUGUCUGGGACAAUCCUGAGGAUCUCGGCCUCUCCUUCACAGCCACCUGCCAAGAUGGUCUGUCCUAUCCAGGCCAGAGGAAAUGUGGAGACCUAAAAAUUGGUGAAACCGUAUCAUUUGAGGUGUCCGUGGAAGCCCGGAGUUGCCCUUCCCGAGACACCGUGCACACGUUCACCCUGAGACCGGUGGGGUUCCGGGAUGCCCUGGAGCUCGUGGUAACCUACAACUGCUCAUGCAGCUGCGCCAGCAGGACGGAGCAAGACAGCCCCCGGUGCAGCGGGAACGGGACGUACACCUGCGGCACCUGCGAGUGCCACCCUAGCUAUCUGGGCUCCAAGUGCGAGUGCCAGGAGGGAGAGAACCGGGACCUCUACCAGAAUCUGUGCCGGGAGACCGAGGGCAAGCCGCUGUGCAGCGGGCGUGGGGAAUGCAGCUGCAACCAGUGCUCCUGCUACGAGAGCGAAUUCGGGAAGAUCUACGGCCCCUUCUGCGAGUGUGACAACUUUUCCUGUGCCAGAAAUAAAGGGGUCCUCUGUUCAGGUCACGGGGAAUGCCACUGUGGGGAGUGCAAAUGCCACGCUGGCUACAUCGGGGACAACUGUAACUGCUCAACAGAGACCGAAACAUGUCUCUCCAAUGACGGUCAGAUCUGCAGCGGACGAGGGUAUUGCUCGUGUGGGCGAUGCCAUUGCAUAAAGCCUGGGGCCUUCGGAGAGACGUGUGAGAAGUGUCCGACCUGCCCAGACGCCUGCAGCACAAAGAGAGAUUGUGUCGAGUGUAUGUUAUUUAACUCAGGGAGACUGGCUGACAACCAGACAUGCCAAAAACAUUGCAGAGAUGAAGUCAUCACCCGGGUGGAUUCGAUCAUGAAAGAUGACCAGGAAGCCGUCCUGUGUUUCUACAAAACUGCCAAGGACUGUGUCAUGAUGUUCACUUACUCUGAGCUGCCCAGUGGCAAGUCCAAGCUUAUGGUCCUCAAAGAGCCAGAGUGUGGUUCUGCACCCAGUGCUAUGACAAUCCUGUUGGCUGUGGUGGGUAGCAUUCUUCUUGUUGGCAUUGCCCUCCUCGCCAUCUGGAAGCUGCUUGUCACCAUACAUGACCGAAGAGAGUUUGCAAAGUUCCAGAGUGAACGUUCCAGGGCACGAUAUGAAAUGGCUUCCAACCCUCUCUACAGAAAGCCAAUAUCUACCCACACUGUGGAUUUCACCUUUAACAAACUCAACAAAUCUUACAAUGGCACCGUGGACUGAUGUCAUUUUCCGAAGAGGGAUUGGGGGGAAUUUUUUCUUUUUGGAAAAAAUUUCUAAGCCCAGAAUGCUAUAGACACGUGCUUGAGACUGUAUUACUGCUCCCUAAGUAGGAAAUGAUGAACAAUCCUUUAAAGUGGGCCUGGACAAGAAGACUUUUGUCUGGGUAGGAAGGGGUACCUGGUCAUGCCAUCCUUUGCACAGGUUGGAGCCAGGCCAGACUUGCCACUGACCUACCUGGGCCCAGAAGAGGUAUGUGAAGGGGGGAGGAGGGGAAGGGAUGGAAGGUGCUAGAGCGCCUUGGCACCGCUUUUGUUUUUUCCUGUUUGCUAAGUGACCUGAACUUGAGAAAGAAUCCUCUGACUUGAAAGAAGGAAAUGGUACCUUCCAGGGCAGAAGGGAAGGUUGUUUGGAACCAGUUGUGUGUGAGUAUAACCAACAAUGGAAUCAAGAAUUUUGGAUGUCUUAGAGUUGGUCAUUUUUAUAUUAAAAAAAAAAUUACUGAGCAUUUAUGGUUUUGCCCUGAUGACUCCUCCCUUCCUGGUGACUGUGCAACCAUUCUGUUGGUAAAAAUGCUUUGGUUCUUGGCUUCUGCAAAAGAAUAGAAAUUGAACACUCAAAUCCUCCUCUUUCCCCUCCACAUUUGGUACUUUGAUGAUGAAAAGGAGAGGAUAUAUCUCUAGGGAUUAAAUAUUAAAACCAAAAAAAUUAGAUUUGUGUGUCACUUUUUGAGAUGGGACUAAAAGUCCUGAGAGAUAUUUAAUGAGGGUAAUGCCUUGCUGGAGUCUCUGUGGAGUCUGAUGUGCUCCAGCCUGAUCUGUCAGGCCAUGCCCUGGCCUCCAUGCUCUUCUCUUAUGUGGUUUGGGUUGGAGCAGAUGUGGCAAACAAGACAGAAAUGGAAGGGUUGCUGAUGGCAUCUGCCUUUUGCUCAUUGCUCAUUCCUUUCCCAGGACUAAAUGCAGUUAAAACACUUUGCUGCAUAUAUUAUUUUCUCUCUCCUUCCUUCUCUUGCCUACUCACCUUGACUCCAUGAAGACCUAUAAGACCUUCCAUAUUGAUGCACCUUAAAAGCCCAGACUGUCAGAGCUAAAAAGGACCUGAGAAAUCAUCUAUUCACCUCUUCCAUCCCCAACUCCACUGGACUAUAAGGUCCUUGAAGGCAGAGACUGCUUUGGAUCCUCAUCACCAAACAUCCAGUGUAGACUCCUAACAAACACUAGUUGAUUGGUUAAUGUAUUUGCAAGGGAUUAGAAGGGGGUGAGGGUAAUGGGACAGGAAUGAUUCUAGGAGUUUGGAUGGGGGAAGAAAUUCUAUCUUUAUUUUCACUAACUUUUAACUGAAAUGUAGCAUUUCUUUAAUCAUGAUACUGAGAUCCAUACCCCAUGACAAACCUUUGCAUUUUAAAAGGGAAAAAAAAGUUUUAUCUUCAGACUGAAACUACAUGGUGCCUCAGUUCCCCAAGUUCUCCCUUGCUGAACGAGGGUGGAGAGAAGUUUUUUGUUUAUCUGUAAACAAGCCUCUUAAGCUUGCAUAGAACCCUUUCUAAAGGUCUCCUGACUCCUGGCAUAUAGGUGACCUUCCUCUUGACCCGAGUGAGAUUGGAGUGCUCCAGUCAGUUCAGGGAGAAAGUAGCAGCUUUUUCCUUGGAAUCCAGGAGUCUUCAGGUAUAUGGUUGAGCUGGGGUCUGAGGAAGGGGGCAGGGGGAGGCUGACCACCCAUGACUGAUGCCUUCUCUUUCUCUGGUCUUCUUUUUGUUAUUUAAUAAAUAAUUAUAAAUGAA